AUGUCUAACGCCUUUCGUAUUGAAGAUCUCGAUGCAUUAAAUACAAGAAAAAUUCAUGAGUUAACAAGAACUGAACUCGAUACCAUCAAAUUUCUUCAAGAUGUUAAACUAUUACCGAUGGUUCCUCGCCCAGUUGAUCAAUGUCGUAAUAAAUGCAACGACUGGAGACUUGAGAAACGAUCCCUUGCAGCUGACGGUGAUUGA
Molecule: messenger RNA, 204 nt
Organism: Rotaria sp. Silwood2
Lineage: Eukaryota; Metazoa; Rotifera; Eurotatoria; Philodinida; Philodinidae
Source: the annotation of a GenBank genome assembly